Messenger RNA from Stylophora pistillata, 456 nucleotides. RefSeq lists its product as uncharacterized. The record is from RefSeq and is a predicted model, not a curated record. Gene Ontology annotation, molecular function: zinc ion binding; nucleic acid binding. NCBI's taxonomy places the organism in Eukaryota, Metazoa, Cnidaria, Anthozoa, Scleractinia, Pocilloporidae. Gene Ontology annotation, biological process: DNA integration.
AUGGAUGAUGCAACAGAAACUACGGUGAAAAACUGUCAAGCGUGCGUAGUUAAUCAGCCUCUUAAUAAGUACACGUCGCUCCAACCAACAAUUUCACCUUGUGGUCCUUGGGUAAAAGGUGCAGUGGAUCUCGUUGGUCCAAUCAAUGGAAAAUCUAGUUUGACUUACAUUGAUUAUUAUUUAUCAUAUACGGAAGCAUUCAUUUUACAAGAGGUCACUUCACCCGAAGUAAUCAAAGCGUUGAAAGAUAUAUUCGCUAGAUUUGGGUUUCCAGAAGAAAUCGUUUCUGACAACGGAAAACAGUUUGUCAGCGCGGAAUUUGAGGCUGUUAGAAUACAUGCCCGGAUAUUCCGAGCACCCACACUUAAGUUACUUAACAGUUGCCCCAGAUUAGAAUACACCACAACGUACUACUGCUCACCUGCAAAUUUCCUUUGUGGUAAAUGCCUAAAAUGA